AUGAUUUUGCAGUUUGUGUAGGCCCCGAUGUGUAUGGACAAUCGGCAGUACGCAUGAAAUAACACGUACGUAGUUCUGUAUGACUCUGAAAAGAAAAACUAAAAACCUCCGUUCCCUUAUACAUAGAAGUUGUAUACCCGUUGAAACUUUACAUCCAUCAAAAUGGAUGCCUUCAUUUGGUUAUCUACCCUUGGUGUGAUUCUUCUCGCUGUAAUAUACUUCGCCGUGAAACUAUCAGCGGGAUCCCCGGGGCUACCGCCCCGCGAUGCAAGCCACACCAUACCAUGGCCUUGGUACACUUUUAAAUUCUACCUGGUCCGUGUGUUGCUGAUGAUCAGACGGCGAAAGUUGUUGCAUAUUCGCAGAAGGGCCGAGGACUAUAAAGCUAUGCUAAAGGAUUUUCGCGAGCUGGCCACGUUCGACUGCUCAACUGACACCGAUCUCACUCCUCACGGUAACAACUCGUUCUAUGUGAACGGUUCGGACCAGACGGGUGCAACGCGCCUGGUCGCUUGCGUGGCUAACAGGCCGGAAGGCCGCCGUGAUGUGUGGUUCCUACUCCGUCUACCGGGCCUUGGGGAUCUGGUGCUCCCUCAACACCCACACUGUGUGGUGGACAAUAUUCAUGGGAGUGGAUUCAGCGCUGCAGGGCUUAGUUUCACGGUGACUGACCCAUUAAAGAUCUGGAGGAUCAGCUUCAAUGGUCUCUGCCGCAUGGGCAAAAGAAACGAGUUGGAUGAUGAAGACAGAAGGCCACAAGUGCAUCUGAGAUGCUCAUUCAUAUGGAGCACGUUCACCACCUACUUUAAUUUCUCCACUGACGUCAGUCCUUGUCUUCUAGCAGAAAGCAUUGCCAAGGAAACGUGGACGAAGGAGUUUCUGACGAAGUGCUGCGAGGUGUCCACGGAGCAUCGCUUGCAGCAGUUUGGAGUGCUUCACGGCGUGGUACAAGUCGACGAUCAAACUGAACGAGAAGUGCUCAUGAGAGGCGUCCGAGAUAGAUCACGUGGAACCAUCGAUUUUUCUGAUAUUCACAGAGGCAUCUCCAUCUCUAUAGUUCUGGAGGAUGGAAUGUGUGUGUACGUUGGAACUUCCUGCAAACGCGGAUCCCCCUUAAGUUCGACAUCUGGCUACGUGAUUAGGGCGAUUGGUGGAGUUAUCCCAGUUGUGUCAACUGAUCUCUCAUUGGCUGAUAUGAUGGAGAAUGCUGAGGAUCCGCCAAUAGGAUUCUCGUUUAGUGCUCAGCUUGAAACCGGAAAGAAGUUGGCCGUAGACGUAUACAUCGAGGACUUCGUGAGCUUUAAUAUUGGCAGCGACUGGAGUGUGAGACAACGAGAAGGCCUGAGCCGGUUUACCGUCGACGGUGUGCAGGGGCGGGGCGUGUGCCAACUGACGAGAAGAUCGGAUGAGGAUUGCCCAGUCCCGUCAAUGAAAGCACAGCCACGCCUCUACAGAGACCCAGCUAUCGUGCCGGAUUCAGAGGUCAGUUCGUAUCUUUUGCCGUUGGAGGCGCCCUCAUGCCAGUCCUCUAUGCUAGCAGGUGGAAAAGGAUCCCAACUUGCCAAACUGACGUCACUGCAGGGACACCUUCCACCUGAGUUUCAGUUUGAAGUGCCUCGAGGGUUCGUCAUUACGACGUCAGCCUUACAGAGCCACGUUGAGAGUAAUCCCGCCAUACACGACGCAGUGAAGCGACAGACUGCUGUGUCAUGCGCACUGAGCUCUGGGAGCCUGGAUGAAGCACGUCAAAGAACCGCCGCUCUGUUGACCGAGACCGAUAUUUCCUCGGAUCACAAGCGGGAAAUAGCCCGUCUUUUCAAGGAGAUAUUCGGCGACUCGAUGGAUCAGAAGACGUUCGCUGUCCGGUCGUCCGCAGUCGGGGAAGAUGGCAAACAAAUGUCGGCAGCUGGUCAAUUGGACACGUUCCUUGGGAUCCAGACAGUGGAGAAGGUUUUUGAAGAAACACGAAAAUGCUGGGCUUCACAGUAUUCCCUUCGCGCUGUUCAGUAUCGCAGACAGCAUGGUCAGAAGAUAGAUUCCAGCAUGGCUGUUGUGAUACAAGAAAUGGUGCCAGCACAAACCGCAGGUGUGAUCUUCAGCCGAGAUCCCCUGACUGGUAAUCCGGCCAGAGUCAUCAUCAACGCCAACUAUGGCCUCGGAGAGUCCGUAGCGGCAGGAUUAUCUGAGGCGGACACGAUAACCCUGAAAAUGGACGAGUCCAAGAAUUUGAGCAUCCUUCAAAAGAAGAUAGGAAGCAAGGAUCAUGCCAUUUUUAUUUCAGAGGAUGGAGGUACUGAGACCAAAACGCUGCCAAAAGACGUAAAGUCACGCUGUUCAUUGGCGGAAGAUGUGUGCGUCAAACUGGGACAUAUUGCCAAAGAGCUUGAUGAGUAUUUUGGCGAAGGUCUUGACAUCGAGUGGGCAGUCGUCCAUGACAAAAUCUACUUGCUGCAGGCCCGUCCAAUAACUACCUAUGACACACCGACACAGUACGAAUUGAUGCACGAAUUUGAUUCGGGGCAUCCGUCUGACAGUUCUUGGCUUACCUCAGCAAACACACAAGAAGUGCGUCCAGGUUGUUCAUCUCCACUAAGCUUGUCGGCAUCGACAGACAUAUUGGAUUUUGGCAUCCAGGUUUCUGCAUACCACGAUUAUGGCAUACCGACAAGCUUUCCCGCCUGCAAAUUCUGCAACUACCAUUGCAAUCAGAUGCUACUUAGUGUUGUGGCUAUGUCGACUUGUUUGCUACAAAUAUCGGAGCUGCAGAAAGAUUCAUUCCUUCAGUCCAUCGGAGUGAUGUUUGACGAUUCCUUCAUCGAUGAGAUGAAGCACCUGCACGCACCUCUUCCGUCUGCUUUCAAGAGGAUUCUGAAUUUGGGAACCAUCUUGAAGAAUUUCUGGGACUGCAAAGCACGAGUAGAGGCUUCCCUGCGAGACGUUGAGGGUUAUUUCACCCAAACGUUCUCUACUGCGCAGGAGCAGUAUGACGAUAUCAUUCAUGGACGAUACCACGCUGACUAUCCAGGGGUUUGUCAACACUAUUCGACGUCGUUUUGGAAAGCUACCUUUGCCCAACUGCUUCUGGAUGGCAUUCUAUCUCGAUACAGUAAACACGCCGAAUCGGACUUCGUUAAAUUGCUCUCUUCUGGACCAGCUAUUGAAACUGCAAAGCCGCCAUUCGAAAUUGAGCAAAUCGCCCGAGCGAUAAAGGAAGAUGGGCAGGGUGAGGCGUUUCUGAAGAUGACAUCAGAGCAGGCAGUUCGGUGGCUGAGGACGCCUCCUAGCGGAGACGCUGGGAGACGUUUUUCAGCUUUCUUGGAAAACCACGGACACAGAUCGCUGAAAGAAAUCGGCUUGGAGAUCAAGUCGUGGGCUAUGGAUCCGACACAGCUCAUUCCAUCCGUGCAGGCCUAUCUGAAAGGACACAUACCAGAUGAGCCGAAAAAGAAACUCGAGGUGCCAGUAUCUGACUUGGUUGAUCAGCUUGAGUUGCCGCUGCCAUCAGUCGUCAGGUGGAUGCUAGUGAAGUGGUUGGUUCCCAUGACGAGAUCUGUUGUUGCUGAAAGAGAAAUUUGCAAGUCGAUGUACAUCAAAUCCAUUCAUCACUUCAAGCAAGCGUACUGGAGGCUCGCUAAGCUGAUGGUUAAUGAGGGUCUUAUCCCAGAUGAGGAGUUGCUGUUCUACUUCUCCCUGACCGAGAUCGGCCAACUACUGAAGGAACGAGCGCCCUCUCUUGUCGCCAGAGCCCAUCGAAGACGCCGCAUUGAGCCUGAGUUAGAAGCCAAAACGUUUCCCCGGUUGAUGCACGGCCGACCAGAACCAAUUGUCGACGAAGAGGACGCUUACGACUCACGCGACGUCACGACUUUGGAAGGCACACCGAUAUGCCGAGGGGUCAUAAGAGGUCAAGCUGUUGUCGUCAUCGAUCUCAAGAAUGCGACCAAGAUUAAGAAGGGUGACAUUUUGAUCACAAGAACCACAGAUAUCGGAUGGAGUCCAUAUUUCCCGAUCCUCAGCGGACUGGUGACAGAAAUUGGCGGAGUUGUGUCCCACGGUGCCAUCGUCGCUCGCGAGUACGGUAUUCCGUGUGUUGUCAACAUUCCUAAAGCAACAUCUCUGAUCAAAUCAGGUGAGAUUGUUGUUGUCGACGGUUCGCGUGGAACGGUAGAGAAACAGCGCCCUCCUACUGCAAACGGGGCCUCGGUCAACGGAGUGUAGAGACCGUUCGCGAAUGGGUCAUGCUUUAGAUAGGCCUGUAUGCAUGCCCAUCAGAACUUGCUACAUUUCUUAGCUCUUAAUAUAUAUUAUUCAACGGGAAGCACAUUUUGAUCGUGUUCCCUGAAUGUAAUCUAUGCAUUGUAAACUGCUAAAUUGGCUGGUGUCAGACUAUAUGCAUGCUUUCGAAGCCUCACUGUCGUAUAUUUAUUAAAUGUGGCUUAAAACAUUAGGGUUUGUUAAAUCACAAAUUUUAAAUUUUUCAUCAGAGUAGACUGGUAUUAAUUUGUAAUUAGCUUUUACUUUAAUGUCCAAAACUGAAGAUUUGACCUUCCUUUCAAUCCAAUAUGGCCGACUCAGUAAUAAAGUUUUUUAACCACAGAAUCUUUACCAGUUAAUGGCCAAAGUAAGCCGUUCAUAUGGUGUAAGGAUUGUUAUGCAAUUUCGAAGUUUUCCUUCUUUUGAUUUUAAAAGUAUUUUGGCUUCCUUUGGAGAUAGGUGCACAUAGGUGUUUGGGCUUAGAAAAUGGCAGAAGCACAGGGUGAGCCCCAAAAAAAUAUUUUAAAAAUAUUUGGCUUGAUCUAUUUCUUAUUAAAGCACACAGGAUAAAGUAUAUCCUAAUAAAACUGUGAACAUUUCAUGUAAUGUGCAAAUUCUAUUCCCAAGUUAUCAAUAAAAAGAUUACAAAACUCGGCUGUUCACCGUUGAUCAUUUACCAUUCUACAAACCAAUGAAUGUCAUUUGAAUGCAAGGAAACGUGACGGUGUAAUAUGUAGUGCACCCUGCUCAAAAGCUUCCAAUGUCUUUCCAUGGACUGCUAUAAAUAGAAGAAUGGAAAGAAGAGUGGAAACCGAUGUUCUUUAUACUUCAUUGUUGUUUCAAAUUUGAUUCUUUUUUUAAGAUAUAAAACGAUUGAUUUAGGUAGCGUUCUUCUUGACUCGCCCUGUAUGCACAAAAAUAAAUACAUUAAAGUCAAUCUAUAAGAAGAUGGA
This is a messenger RNA of Patiria miniata (bat star), 5207 nucleotides long. Its product is annotated as prodigiosin synthesizing transferase PigC-like. The record is from RefSeq and is a predicted model, not a curated record. Gene Ontology annotation, molecular function: ATP binding; kinase activity. NCBI's taxonomy places the organism in Eukaryota, Metazoa, Echinodermata, Asteroidea, Valvatida, Asterinidae. Bases 163 to 4218 code for a protein of 1351 amino acids. Gene Ontology annotation, biological process: phosphorylation. The transcript is spliced from 41 exons.